AUGGGUCUUAUGUGUGGUGACUAUUGCUUAUAUGAGUCAUUCUCACUGGAAAAAGGAGAGCUUGAUACUGACUAUGAAUAUGUAUCAAACCAUGAUUAUAUACCGGACGAAAUUAUUCAUGGCAUGUAUAAGCUUCUUGUAGGGCUCUCCAAUGUAAAAUCCCUUAGACUUUCCUCUGACGUGGUUGAGGUUUUGAUAAAUGCGGAAGAACUCCUACCUCAUAUACCUAUGUUCAAUAACCUGAAGGAAUUGGUAUUCCAUUGUUGCUUAAUAGAUCUUGACAGUGCAACGCUAUCGACGAUUUUGCAAAGAUCUCCUUGUCUUGAGAGAUUGCAAUUUUUGGGGGGGAUCACUUUGUCGUCAAAUUGUGAGGAAGAUGAUAAGAUAUUGGACCUAGUUCCUCCAUGUUUCUUGUCCCAUCUCAAGUGGAUUGGACUCGAUAGUUUUUGUGUGGAUAAGAAGUUUCUUUCUUCUUUAAAGAUUUUGCUCAACAAGGCUAUUGUCUUGGAGACAAUAGUUAUAUUUCUCUUAAUGAGUGAUUAUGAAAGGAGCUUAGAUCUGCAAGACAAGAUUUGUGAACAAUUGAUGGAGCUCCCUGCAGGGCCACAAAAUUGUAAAAUUGUUUUGGAAUGGUAUGAUUCCUUCCCUAAAAUAGGUAGGGCCAUUUUGGACGUUUUGGAAUGA
This is a messenger RNA of Alnus glutinosa, 684 nucleotides long. RefSeq lists its product as uncharacterized. The record is from RefSeq and is a predicted model, not a curated record. The transcript is spliced from 3 exons. The coding region runs from base 1 to 684 and encodes 227 amino acids. NCBI's taxonomy places the organism in Eukaryota, Viridiplantae, Streptophyta, Magnoliopsida, Fagales, Betulaceae.